AGAGCAUUUCCGGAAUCUCUCGGCUGCUUGGCGUGGUGUCCGUGCGGAAGCGUGCUCCUUGAUUUGCGUGCUUCUGCCUGGUUCAUUCGCGUUCCCGCGAGCUUGUUUCCUGGCUUCAUGGCCGGGCUCACCCUGUUCGUGGGCCGCCUCCCUCCUUCGGCCCGCAGUGAGCAGCUGGAGGAGCUGUUCAGUCAGGUGGGGCCGGUGAGGCAGUGCUUCGUGGUGACUGAGAAAGGGAAGAAGGCAUGCCGAGGCUUUGGCUAUGUCACGUUUUCUAUGCCAGAAGAUGUUCAGAAGGCCCUUAAGGAGAUCACCACCUUUGAGGGCCACAAGAUCAACGUGAGUGUUGCCAAGAAAAAACUGAGGAACAAAACCAAGGAAAAAGGAGGAAAGGAAAAUUCAGAGUCCCCAAAGAAGGAGCAGAAGCCUGAAAAAGCCAAAGUAGCAGAUAAGAAAGCCAGAUUAAUUAUUCGGAAUCUGAGCUUUAAGUGUUCAGAAGAUGACUUGAAGACAAUAUUUGCUCAAUAUGGAGCUGUCCUGGAAGUUAACAUCCCUAGGAAACCAGAUGGAAAGAUGCGUGGUUUUGCUUUUGUUCAGUUCAAAAACCUCCUAGAAGCAGGAAAGGCUCUCAAAAAUAUGAACAUGAAAGAGAUAAAGGGGCGGACAAUAGCUGUGGAUUGGGCUGUGGCAAAAGACAAAUACAAAAAUACACAGUCUGCCUCUGCCCCAGGUGAGGAGAAGAGACCUGAACCUCAACAUCAGAAAUUAGGUAAAGAGAAUGGCAGGAAAGAAGAGGGCAGGGGAGAAGAAGAGGAUGAUGAUGAUGGUGAUAUGGAAGAAGAGGAGGAGGAGGAGGAGGAUCGUGAUAGUGAUAAUGAAGAGGUGGAGAAGAAUAAACAAUCAAAGGUGACCAAGCCUGUGGAAAUUCAUAAGAGAGUCACCAAGAGAGCAGCGCCCGCAAAAAGCAGUGAAGAGGAUCAGUCCGAGGAGGACAGCGACCUGGAGGAAAGUGACAGAGGUGAUAGCGGAGAGGAACUGGGUCAGAGCGAUGCCGACACUGAAGAGCGGGAGGAUGAAGAUGUACAAGUCUCAAAGAAAAAGAAGAGGAAAUUACUCUCUGAUGUGAAUGAAGGGAAAACUGUUUUCAUAAGAAACCUGUCCUUUGACUCAGAGGAAGAAGAACUUGGUGAGCUCCUCCAGCAGUUCGGAGACCUUAAAUAUGUCCGCAUUGUGUUGCAUCCAGACACAGAGCAUUCUAAAGGUUGUGCAUUUGCUCAGUUCACGACUCAAGAAGCAGCUCAGAAAUGCCUUGCAGCUGCUUCUCCAGAGACCGAGGGUGGUGGGCUGAAACUAGAUGGCCGGCAGCUCAAGGUUGACUUGGCAGUGACCCGCGAUGAGGCUGCAAAGCUCCGGACAAAGAAGGUGAAGAAGCCAGCUGGAACCCGGAACCUCUACCUGGCCCGAGAAGGCUUGAUCCGUGCUGGGACGAAGGCUGCAGAGGGUGUGAGCGCCGCUGAUAUGGCCAAAAGAGAACGGUUUGAGCUACUGAAGCAUCAGAAACUGAAGGACCAGAAUGUCUUCGUCUCCCGCACCAGGCUUUGCCUGCAUAACCUCCCCAAGGCCGUGGAUGACAAACAGCUCAGAAAGCUGCUGCUGAAUGCCACUCGAGGGGAGAAGGGGGUGCGCAUCAAGGAGUGUAAGGUGAUGCGAGACCUCAGAGGAGUGCCUGGGAAGGUGAAGGGUCAAUCCCUGGGCUACGCCUUCGCCGAGUUCCAGGAGCACGAGCACGCCCUGACAGCCCUGCGCCACAUCAACAACAACCCGGCCAUCUUCGGGCCUCAGAAGAGACCAAUAGUGGAGUUCUCUCUGGAAGAUCGAAGGAAGCUUAAAAUAAAGGAACUGAGGAUGCAGCGCAGCCAGCAAAAAGUGAAAUCCAAGUCCACAACUGGUGAGCCCCAGCAGAAGCAACGGGAGCUUAGAAAAGGCCAGAAACAGAAAGCAGAUCAAAACCACACACGAGAACAAAGCCAGGCCUCCCCAGAGCAGAAGGGGAAGGAGAAGGGGAAGGUGGGCUCUACCUCAUGGUCAGGAUUCCAGACCAAGGCUGAAGUGGAGCAUGUGGAGCUGCCUGAUGGAAAGAAGAGAAGAAAGGUGCUGGCACUGCCCUCACACCGAGGCCCCAAGAUUAGGUUGAGGGACAAAGGCAAAGUGAAGUCUCUCCCUCCCAAAAAGCCGAAGCCCCAGAUGAACCAGUGGAAGCAAGAGAAGCAGAAAUUAUCCUCCAAGCAGGUACCUAAGAAAAAAGCUAAGGGAAAUAAGACAGAAAUUCGCUUCAACCAGUUGGUCGAACAGUAUAAGCAGAAGUUAUUGGGACCUUCGAAAGGAGCGCCUCUUGCAAAGAGGAGCAAAUGGUUUGACAGCUGACGACGCCCGCAGACUGGAUGAGAAGCUGGAUUGUGUGCGUCUUGGUAAAGCUCCCUGGCUCCUUCCUGCCCCCACCCCCAGCCGUGUCUGUACUGAGGGAAAGAAAGCCCCCGAGUGCACCGCCAGUUUGUUGGGGGGCUCCCUGGGAUACACACAUCUGGACUUUGUGUGUGGGUAGUUAACCAUAAAGAGAAAAUACCAGAAAAACAUUGUGAUCCUUGCACAUUAUCUGGAUUAUCAUGUGAAGUUGUGUCUGUAAUUGCUACCCAUUUUAAUUCUCUGUUUCUCAAAUGGAAACAAGUGUAAAAUGCAUUCUUGAGUGCCGAAUUUUUAAGAUGUAUAUUUUAAGUGUCUUCUCUAAAUAAUAUAUUUUGUGGCUUUUUGAAAAUCAGACUCUCAUUUCUAAUAUAUGUGAAUCCUUUAUUAUUUAUGAACAUUUUUGACAUCCCCAACUCUAAUUCAGUUACAGAGGCCUACGUACUGCAGGAACUGAUUAAGAUAGAGCAGAGAAAAAUGAUUUCCAACCUAAUCUCUGAGGGUGGGAGAAACUGGAAAAGUAAUUGAGGGCAGGGGGCCCGGCAGGUAGCAAUAUGUGAUACCUGCUUGCCAAAUGAGGGGGCUGUUGUUGGCAGUGGACAAGAUAUCAGUUUGCAGUGGUCCACAGACACUAGUCUGGCUGGUGACAAUCCGCACUUUCUAUCACUCAGUGCCUCCGCCUGGCGACUCAGAGAGGGAGGGGGAGGCUGGCAGGGCAGUGAGCUGGAGGCCUAGGCCGCAGCCCCACCUGCCUUAACCUAAUGGACGGCCCGGAACCAGACGCAGACUCUCUGGAUCUUACUUUACUCGUCUGUGGAAGGAGGAGUUUAACCAAAGGCUUUGUGUGUACCUUCCCGGCUCUAAACUCUAUUAUUUAUGCGUGUUCAUAUUCUUUCUCUUAUUAACCUCAGAGAAGGUAGAGCUGACUUUCAUUACUUUUCAGAGUUUACGGUGUCACAAAAGCUGGGAGGGAUGGUGAAUAUUAAGAGACUCAAGGUCCAGAAAGAUCACGGUAGCCUCGAGGGAUGGACUGGACUACGUUCGAUAAGAUGAAAAUCACAGGGAACAAACAUAAAUUUCCUCUGGUGGGAGAGUUUGAGGCGGUAGGUUCUGCAUCAUGAAGAAAGAGCACCGCUGCCACAGUGUAACAGGCUGUCUUCGCGGAGCUGGGAUGUCUCGGGUGAGCUGCCUGUUCUCUGAGCCGGCCAGACCGCGCCUGUGAGACCCGUGUAAUGAGGAAGUUGGUCAAGAAUUUCACAGUAUCAGAUGGAAACUAAAUUGGUCAUGAGUUGGUUGUUGUUGAUCAU
This is a messenger RNA of Pteronotus mesoamericanus, 3767 nucleotides long. It is a transcript of the gene RBM28, whose product is annotated as RNA binding motif protein 28. The coding region runs from base 118 to 2424 and encodes 768 amino acids. Gene Ontology annotation, molecular function: mRNA binding. The transcript has 19 exons. The record is from RefSeq and is a predicted model, not a curated record. NCBI's taxonomy places the organism in Eukaryota, Metazoa, Chordata, Mammalia, Chiroptera, Mormoopidae. Gene Ontology annotation, cellular component: nucleolus.